CGUACGCUUUCAAAAUCUCUCCCUCCACAAACACAGGAAAUGUCCGUCGUGUUAUUUCAUUAAUGUUUUGUGUGUGUGUGUGUCGCCCAGUUCAGUCAUCAUCAUAGAUGGAGUCCAAGGAUUCUGAAAGCAAGGCGUCUCGGUCCCUGAGGCGAUCUACGCGGCAGACAUCCUCGAAACCGCUGGUUUCUGGGCCGACCCCCAGGGGUCCGCUGAAGAGGACCAAGAGGGGCUCGGGGAAACCGGGUCCUGUCGCAGCAGUCAACGGGUCCGGAGAUCAGGAGAACGGCUCUGAGGAUGAAGAGUCCCCGAGCAAGAAGAGCCGGCUGGAGGCUGAAGGAGCAGCGGGAGGUGAUGAUGAUGGUGGUGAUGAUGGGACUGAGAUGGAAGUCCAGGAGUCAGCUGGAGAUGUGAAGAAUUACCAGGAUCAGGAAACCGUCGUUUACAAGCAGGACUCCUCUCAUGGCACCCAUCCCCCUAAACUCUACCAAGGUUCCAUUGGAGAUGUGAAUUUACACCCUCGUGUAGUGUUACACGAAUACCGCCGACCCCAAGUUGCAAGUGGAGAAGCAGACUCGAUAGUAACCAAAAGAGUAUACUCCUCAACCAAAGGACCGGCAGCCCCCCCCAAGUCUGCUGUGCAACACAGAUCCUUGGUGAACAGCCAUGAUGUGCCCACUACCACGACCAGCAUGGCUGAGUACAGGAGUAGGAUGGAGGCCAGGGCCAAGACAGCUGCUAUUCCCACAGUGAACAACGUGAGCCCAAGUGUUUACCCAUCGUCAGAGAAAUCCGUGUCAGUGCAUCAACGUUUGAGACCCAUUCCAAUUCAAAAAGAAUCGGAUAAGCCCAAGAAAAAAGCAGGGAAAAAUAAAACCGAUGUCAUCAAGAAAAGCUCCAGAAAUUCUUCUCGGGGUUGCAUGUGGUAUUUCUGGUGUUUGGUUGCCCUGGUGCUGCUCGGUUCUGUCGCCUUCCUGGCAUUCAACAAAUCCCCUGUCCUUAGAAUGGUCAAGGGGCAUAUAUCCAAUGCUGCUGAGCCAGAUGUGUUUGCUGAUCAGUUGUCUCUUCUUGAGGCUGAAUUCCCCAGUCAGCAUCCAGAGUUGUGGAAAAGGAGCAAGAUACACCUGGGGAAGCACCUGAGAACAGCCCAGCCCACAGAGCCGGUGAGUGUGAUUCUCACCGCUGGCCGCAGCGCUGAGAGAACGCUGCAAUGCCUCGCUCAGGGCCUGGCCUCCGCCUUCUCGUCUGUCAACAAAACCUCCGUCCUCCAAAUCGAUGGAGCCAGCAAAGCCAGUCGGGACAGUGAUGAAGUGAAGCUGGACAUUGACAGCCAACUGAAGGAGGCCUUUGAAGGUGAUAAACCAGUGGCAAUCAUUCAUCGCCUUGAAGAGCUGCCUCCAAGCUCUACCCUCAUUUUUUAUCGCUACUGUGACCACGAGAAUGCAGCGUACAAGCAGGUGUUCCUGUUGUUUACUGUGCUGCUACCUCAGGACGAGGUUAGCAGUGAGCAAAGUCUGAAGGAUGUAGACGAGAUGGUGCAAGACUAUCUAAGGGAGAGGCUGGUGGGCUCCAGCAGCCAAACCUCCUUCAAUGAGAUGGACAAUAACAAGUACGGUGGACUGUGGAGCCGCAUCUCGCACCUUGUUUUGCCUGUCCUGUCUGAGAAGGAAGUAGAGAAGAGAGGAUGCUCAUAAACCGAGCUGGCUUCUCAAAAGAAAGCAGAAUACCACUUUGGACUAGCCUCACACUUUUUGGCACAGUGCAGAAGCUAGGAAACAAAAGUAAAAUGGAAGUAUAACGUGUGUGCUGUGAUAAUUCACAUAUAGACUUGAUUUGAAACAGUUGAAAAUGGUAUUAAUCUCUCUCUGUCAGAGAUAAAAUUGUACUAUGCGUGUUCAGUUUAACUGCUUCCAAGAUGUUCAGCGCAGUUUUUAAUUAAAUGUGUGGACAUGUUCAGGCUUUGCAUCAGGCUAGAUAAAAUGGUGUUGCACCAUCAUUCCACUUCCAACAGGGGAAUUCAGUCCAUUUCUCUCGUAGAUUUAACAUAGAACAAGAUGCAAAGCACUUUCUUCAAAUAAAUUUUCCAUGUCCAAUCCAUAGAUUGAAUAUAAAUAUGGACAAGGCGUCUCCCCUUCUUCUCACUAACCAGAAAAUGAAGACAAAACUUCCUAUUUACAAAACUAUUCUAGCAUCAGACAACUAUUAAAACCAAACUUAAUGAAUGACAGAAAAAUCUGUUUGACGUGUAGUUUUGAAUCACUGUAAGGGAGCUGUCCUGUCUCCAUCUUUGUAAACAGUCUAUGGUCCAAACCAAAAGUGUUACUGUUAAAUGGUGAAGAAUUACACAGGGUCCUCCAGUAAAAGUAAAAAAAAAAUGUGGAAAUUCAUAUUUCUUGGUCUAUACCAAAUCUCAGAGACAACUGAUGACAUGCUUUAUAUUUCUGUCUAAUGUGUGCAUCCCUUCUUUUAAUUAUCUUGUGCACACAACUGGAUUGGAUUUGCACUGAAAAGGUUUUUCCUUAACUAGCCCUCAAAUCAAGAGUAUUGGCUUUUAAAAAGAUACAACUUUUUUAUCUUUUGUUGUUGAAUUUGUAUAUAUGUUGACUUUUUUUAGAUUGGAUAUAUAUAUGUAUAUAAGAUUUAAAAAGGUUUGUUUACCACCAAAAUGUAGUUAUGUUGUAAAAACACAGGUUUUGAAUUUGUACAAAUAUUUUGACAGAAUAUCACAAAAUGUGCCUUAAAUACUAACAUGGAGACGAUUAGACUCAUCUGACUCUGACACUCUUUGACGACAAAUUCAGAACUCAAACAAGCUUUUUUGUUGAUUUCUUUCUUUAAUCUGUUCUAAUUUGAAUCAUCGUGUUCUUACUUGAUAUAAGUCAUUCCUCUUAUUUUGUUAUUCUGAGAUGUUGCCCGUAUAUAGACCUGGAUAUUUUCAAUAAAAACUAUUUUGGUACCUGGAA
Limanda limanda (common dab) is the source of this 2963-nucleotide messenger RNA. RefSeq names its product torsin-1A-interacting protein 2-like. Gene Ontology annotation, cellular component: membrane. The record is from RefSeq and is a predicted model, not a curated record. Gene Ontology annotation, molecular function: ATPase activator activity. The transcript has 8 exons. NCBI's taxonomy places the organism in Eukaryota, Metazoa, Chordata, Actinopteri, Pleuronectiformes, Pleuronectidae. The coding region runs from base 108 to 1694 and encodes 528 amino acids. Gene Ontology annotation, biological process: membrane organization.